CUGUUCUCCCAUGUGGAUGACCCCUUCCUGGAUGACCCAUUGCCCAGAGAGUAUGUCCUGUACCUGCGCCCCAGCGGACCCCUGCAGAAUCAGCUCCAUCACUUCUGGCAGCAGUCCCGUGUCACCUGUGGCAAGAACAAGGCCCACAACAUCUUCCCCCACAUCACGCUCUGCCAGUUCUUCAUGGUGAGCCCAGGGGGAAAUUACACGCCUCAAGCUCAUACAUCAACACAUGAAUGCUCCUCCCUCUAAUUCAGCUCACCAUUAAGUAUUAUAAUUAUGUUACUUAACAUUGACGUAUGACACAUUGUUUUAACAUUUUAAUUGAACCUACACUCUUAGAAAAAAAGGUGCUAUCUAGAACCUAAAGGUGUUCUUUGGUUGUCCCGAUAGGAGAACCCUUUGAAAAACCCUUUUUGGUUCCAGGUAGAACCCUUUUGAGUUCCAUGUAGAACCCUUUACACAGAGGGUUCUACAUGGAACCCAAAAUAGUUCUACCUGUAACCAAAAAGGGUUCUCCUAUGGGGACUGCCGAAGAACCCUUUUGGAACCCUUUUUUCUUAGUGUGUAUUUAUCCAGGAAGUCCCAUUGAGGUCAAGAGACUGUAACAUCUGUCUAGUAAGGGCCAGUUUCCCAGACACAGAUUAAGCCUAGUCCUGGACUAAAAUGUGCUUUUAAUGGCGAUUCACCAUUCAGCAGACUUCUAAGUCCCUUACUAGGACUAAUCUGUGUAAGUCUCAGUGUUUGUGUGGUACUCAGACUCUACCCUGUCCCCCAGUGUGCAGACAACAAGGUGGACGCCCUGUUGGAGGCCCUGCAGGCCACAGUGGGCCAAUGGAGGGGUCGUUUCCCUAGCCCCCUACCCCUGGAGCUCUACACCUCUUUUAACUUCAUAGGCCUCUUCGUUGAGGAGCAGAUCGCAGAGGUCCUCAAGCAGUUUGCUGCUGACUUUGCUUCCGAGGCUGCCAGGAAAGCAGGUAGGGACUCUCUCUGCCUGUGACACAUGGACACACACCCACGCAGGCAAGCACACCAGUCGCACGCACACACACAAGCAUGCACACAUUGUAUUUUUUAAAUUGCCUUUCUAUCUCUCCACACGAUUUGGUCAGAAAAUGACAUAUUUUAGGCUGGUAAGGGAUUACUGUAAUCAGUGCCGGCGUUAUUGGUGGGCCCUAGGGGGCCUGGCCCACCCUACCGUACCUCUUAGCCCGUCCCCCAAAAAUAUUGAAAUAUUGAUCAUUUAUUUGACUGAGAUGCGCAAAGACAGAAAGAUGCAUCAAUCUUAGAUGAAGCAUCAGAGUGAGUGAAACAGCGCCCCUCUGUCUCCGUAUAUGUAGACCAUGUAUCUGAUGCUGUCUGGACAAAAGGAGUACGGCAUGUCAUAAUCUUUCUGGCCAGACAGCAUUAUAUACAUGGGCUACAUAUAGUAAGACAGAGGGGCGCUGUUUCGCUCGCUAGUUUCAGCAGAGGAAGCGGCGAAAAUCUGUCCUGAAUAAACCCAUGGCGUUUCUAUGGGUAUAAUAUGUAGACCUAAACUUGUCGCCUGUUUUCCCGCCUUUGGGACAACGACUCGCAUUGUUAGGGCGGAAACAUUGGCAUCUCGUCAUUAUAUAUCUCUGGUUUCAGCCACUUGCAAAUUAGAAGGAAAAUUGGCGGGUGCACGGUGCACUGUUCGGAUGCUGGCUUCCCCUAAAGUAAAUUGUGUGGCGAAGAUAUGGGCGUCUCCAGAAUGCAUGCACUCAGCUCUCCAGAAUGUUCUCAGCUGCCUCCCGCCAAUUAUUUCACAGUCAUUGUUUCAUUGUGUGAAUUGUUUGCCCUUUGAUUGUUUAUUUUUGAUCAAUUCAACAUUACAUAUAUAACCAGUAGGCCUAGUAAAUGUAGCGUUAAUCCCCGUCAUUUGGUUACAUACAUUUCUGUUAAUGCAUGUAUUACAGUAAUUUACCGUUUUCAUUCCCGGGGUGGAAACGUUAUUUGCAUAGUUCACAACCUGCUACACUUGUGAGAAACAAGUUUUGGUUUAUUUCAUAACCAUCAUUUAGGAGUUUUGUCCAUUUUUUCAUUGUCUUUUGUUCGGAGUGCUCCAUGUGAGCAAUGAGCCUGUGUGUGGUUUCUCUGUCCUGAUAUCGUUGAGGGGGAGCGCGCGACUGAGCACGCCAAUCUGCUGAGUUGAUACAAUGUUGCACUUCACUAGUGAUAGCUCAAGUCAAGACAGAUAGAAAGGGAGGCAGACAGGUGGAGUAGAGAUAUGAAUGUGAUUGAAAGAACCUGAAUUUUCAUCAGGAUAUUUUCUACUGUUUAUAUUUGUGUCGGCUUUAGGCCUAUGUAUUUUACUAAGUUGAUGAUGGAAGGUAUAGGCCUACUGCUGCAUUGGCCUAUAGUUCCAUGACACGCAGAUAGGUAGAAAUGGUAGGAUAAAUUGUAAGCUUCCUCAAACUUGAAACUCAUGAGCUGCCUACACUCUUAGAAAAAAGGGUUCCAAAGGGUAGAACCCUUUUGGGUUCCAUGUAGAACCCUCUGUGGAAAGGGUAGAUAGCACCUUUUUUCUAAGAGUGUAUGGUCUUUAUCAUAACACCCAUUAACAACAUUUGUGCCUGCGCAAGCACACAGGAGGUGCCCUUGAAAAUAAACGGCCCGCCUAUAGAAAUCAAAUGCCCAUCCAACUGAUUAGUUCUGGCGCAGGCCCUGACUGUAAUACUAUAUCCUAAAGAGAUUAUCCUCACCGUAAGGCACCGGCAGUUUGGAGCUUCAUUUCAAAUUGUGCAUGGUGGAUUAUAACACGUCAAAAAAGAUUGUUUGGAAAAUAUUGGGCCAUUUUGCUCCACUGUAGAUAUUUGUAGUUCUAUGAUUUGCUGUGCUAGAUUCCCUCCGUAGUAGUUUGCCCCACAGAAAUGACUUUCUUCAUAUUCUUUACCUUUAUUCAAUCGUUCCUCCUCUCUCUGUCUCAGAUGUCCAUUUAGAGCCCCAUAAGAAGCAGCUCCAUGUGACGUUAGCCUACCACUUCCCCACCAAUCACCUGACCUCCCUGGAAAAACUGGCCAAGGGAAUCGAGGUGAAGCUAGGCUGUGAUUGGCUGGCUGUCCUUUUCUCCCGAGACAUUCGGUUUGCCAAUCAUGAGGUAAUAAUAACCACUUUGUUAUCUGACGCAAACCCUGUACACCUUCAUUUCACAUCCAAUACUACUAUUGUACUUUCUACUAAUCAACACCAUGACAUGGACCUUGUACCUUCUACAAGACAAGCUCAUGAGACAUUUAUAAUAAGUGAUAUUCUUCAACAAUCAGUGGGAAUAUACAGUAUAAUUAAUUUAGAAACGGCUGUAAAUAUCACAGAGUGACCCUUUACGAGCUUGCCCAUUUAGACCUACAAUAAGGGAAAAAAGUAUUUGAUCCCCUGCUGAUUUUGUACGUUUGCCCACUGACAAAAAAAUUAUCAGUCUAUAAUUUUAAUGGUAGGUUUAUUUGAACAGUGAGAGACAGAAUAACAACAAAAAAAUCCAGAAAAACGCAUGUCAAAAAUGUUAUAAAUUGAUUUGCAUUUUAAUGAGGGAAAUAAGUAUUUGACCCCCUCUCAAUCAGAAAGAUUUCUGGCUCCCAGGUGUCUUUUAUACAGGUAACGAGCUGAGAUUAGGAGCGCUCCUAAUCUCAGUUUGUUACCUGUAUAAAAGACACCUGUCCACAGAAGCAAUCAAUCAAUCAGAUUCCAAACUCUCCACCAUGGCCAAGACCAAAGAGCUAUCCAAGGAUUUCAGGGACAAGAUUGUAGACCUACACAAGGCUGGAAUGGGCUACAAGACCAUCGCCAAGCAGCUUGGUGAGAAGGUGACAACAGUUGGUGCGAUUAUUCGCAAAUGGAAGAAACACAAAAUAACUGUCAAUCUCUCUCGGCCUGGGGCUCCAUGCAAGAUCUCACCUCGUGGAGCUGCAAUGAUCAUGAGAACGGUGAGGAAUCAGCCCAGAACUACACGGGAGGAUAUUGUCAAUGAUCUCAAGGCAGCUGGGACCAUAGUCACCAAGAAAACAAUUGGUAACUCACUAUGCCGUGAAGGACUGAAAUCCUGCAGCGCCCGCAAGGUCCCCCUGCUCAAGAAAGCAGAUAUACAGGGCCGUCUGAAGUUUGCCAAUGAACAUCUGAAUGAUUCAGAGGAGAACUGGGUGAAAGUGUAUUUGGCAUCAACUCAACUCGCCGUGUUUGGUGGAGGAGGAAUGCUGCCUAUGACCCCAAGAACACCAUCCCCACCGUCAAACAUGGAGGUGGAAACCUUAUGCUUUGGGGGUGUUUUUCUACUAAGGGGACAGGACAACUUCACCACAUCAAAGGGACGAUGGACGGGGCCAUGUACCGUCAAAUCUUGGGUGAGAACCUCCUUCCCUCAGCCAGGCAUUGAAAAUGGGUAGUGGAUGGGUAUUCCAGCAUGACAAUGACCCAAAACACACGGCCAAGGCAACAAAGGAGUGGCUCAAGAAGGAGCACAUUAAGGUCCUGGAGUGGCCUAGCCAGUGUCCAGACCUUAAUCCCAUAGAAAAUCUGUGGAGGGAGCUGAAGGUUUGAGUUGCCAAACGUCAGCCUCGAAACCUUAAUGACUUGGAGAAGAUCUGCAAAGAGGAGUGGGACAAAAUCCCUCCUGAGAUGUGUGCAAAUCUGGUGGCCAAAUACAAGAAACGUCUGACCUCUGUGAUUGCCAACAAGGGUUUUGCCACCAAGUACUAAGUAAUGUUUUGCAGAGGGGUCAAAUACUUAUUUCCCUCAUUAAAAUGCAAAUCAAUGUAUAUAAAAUUUUUGACAUGCGUUUUUCUGGAUUUUGUUGUUGUUAUUCUGUCUCUCACUGUUCAAAUAAACCUACCAUUCAAAUUAUGGGUGGUCCUCUGUAGCUCAAUUGGUAGAGCAUGGCGCUUGUAACGCCAGGGUAGUGGGUUCGAUCCCCGGGACCACCCAUACGUAACAAUGUAUGCACACAUGACUGUAAGUUGCUUUGGAUAAAAGCGUCUGCUAAAUGGCAUAUUAUUAUAGACUGAUCAUGUCUUUGUCAGUGGGCAAAUGUACAAAUACUUUUUUCCCUCACUGUAUAGCCUUUCAUUGUACUGUAUUCUGGUGCUAGAUAAGGCGUGGGUUUACUCAAGCUGUGUUCUUCCCUCCCUCUGUUGCAGACGCUGCGCGUUAUGUAUCCAUACGCCCCUCAGAAUGAGGACGAGCUGGAGCUGGUCCCGGGCGACUUUGUCUUCAUGUCUCCCUUGGAGCAGAACAACACGAGCGAGGGCUGGGUUUACGGGUCCUCCCUGGCCACGGGGCUGUCCGGCCUAUUGCCUGAGAACUACGUCAGCCGGGCAGACGAGUGUGACACCUGGGUCUUCCACAGGUGAGCUCUCAGAAUGUGCUGUGCCAGUUUGAGAAUGUAUUACUUUCACCAGCUUCUUACUUACAGCCCUGGGUCCUGAACAUGGGGGCUGGGGUCAAUUCCAUUUCAAUUCAGUCAAUCCAGAAGGAACUGUUUGCAUCUUGAAUUGACUUAAUUGAAAUGGAAUUGACCCGCACCCAGGGCUAGAACACUGUAGAAGAGCGUGGAGAGUUCUGCUCAGUAGUCAGUAGUGAUGAAUGAGUAGGAGUGAGUAUGUGUGUUAACUCUUGUCCUCUACCCUGUGCAGAUCACACUCCUUCUUCAGUUGCUCUGCCCCCUCAGACAAAGGGAGAAGGGAAAGGGGCCUAUUUGAUGGGCUGCUGGAUAGCCGUCGUCUCGACAACACAAGUCCUGGGGACACACCCACCUUGAGCCUCAUCUGUCAUCCCAUGCAGGUACUGGUACUUUUUCCAAAGGACAGAAGGAAGUCUCUUUAACUGAACCAUACAUUUGUGAUUUUUAGGGCCAGGAGCUUUUCCUGAUCAGGAUAACUAGUGCCUAGCGUUUAAUCCUGAUCAGGAUAACUAGUGCCUAGCGUUUAAUCCUGAUCAGGAUAACUAGUGCCUAGCGUUUAAUCCUGAUUAUGAAAAAUAGUUAUUCUUCUUCUUGAAGAAUGACUUCAAUUCAAUGUUAUUAUAGUAAACGAAAACGAAUCAUGAAAAAAUAAUUUAGUAAACUUAAAUAAAAUUAUUAAUAAACAGGUUUGAAAAACUAAAACAAUACUGAAACUAUUAUCUUUGACACCAAAACGAACUAAAAUAAACUAAAAACCAUCAUGAAUUAUGUUCAGUAUUAGUUUGUAAAAUAUUUUCUAUUGGGUUCAGGUCUGGAGACUGGCUAGGCCACUCCAGGACCUUGAGAUGCUUCUUACGGAGCCACUCCUUAGUUGACCUGGCUGUGUGUUUCGGGUCGUUGUCAUGCUGGAAGACCCAGCCAUGACCCAUCUUCAAUGCUCUUACUGAGGGAAGGAGGUUAAUGGCCAAGAUCUCGCGAUACAUGGCCCCAUCCAUCCUCCCCUCAAUACGGUGCAGUCGUCCUGUCCCCUUUGCAGAAAAGCAUCCCCAAAGGAUGAUGUUUCCACCUCCAUGCUUCACGGUUGAGAUGGUGUUCUUAGGGUUGUAUUCAUCUUUCUUCUUCCUCCAAACACGGCGAGUGGAGUUUAGACCAAAAAGCUAUAUUUUUGUCUCAUCAGACCACAUGACCUUCUCCCAUUCCUCCUCUGGAUCAUCCAGAUGGUCAUUGGCAAACUUCAGACGGGCCUGGACAUGCGCUGACUUGAGCAGGGGGACCUUGCGUGCGCUGCAGGAUUUUAGUCCAUGACGGCGUAGUGUGUUACUAAUGGUUUUCUUUGAGACUGUGGUCCCAGCUCUCUUCAGGUCAUUGACCAGGUCCUGCCGUAUAGUUCUGGGCUGAUCCCUCACCUUCCUCAUGAUCAUUGAUGCCCCACGAGGUGAGAUCUUGCAUGGAGCCCCAGACCGAGGGUGAUUGACCGUCAUCUUGAACUUCUUCCAUUUUCUAAUAAUUGCGCCAACAGUUAUUGCCUUCGCACCAAGCUGCUUGCCUAUUGUCCUGUAGCCCAUCCCAGCCUUGUGCAGGUCUACAAUUUUAUCCCUGAUGUCCUUACACAGCUCUCUGGUCUUGGCCAUUGUGGAGAGGUUGGAGUCUGUUUGAUUGAGUGUGUGGACAGGUGUCUUUUAUACAGGUAACGAGUUCAAACAGGUGCAGUUAAUACAGGUAAUGAGUGGAGAACAGGAGGGCUUCUUAAAGAAAAACUAACAGGUCUGUGAGAGCCGGAAUUCUUACUGGUUGGUAGGUGAUCAAAUACUUAUGUCAUGCAAUAAAAUGCAAAUUAAUUACUUAAAAAUCAUACAAUGUGAUUUUCUGGAUUUUUGUUUUAGAUUCCGUCUCUCACAGUUGAAGUGUACCUAUGAUAAAAAAUUACAGACCUCUACAUGCUUUGUAAGUAGGAAAACCUGCAAAAUCAGCAGUGUAUCAAAUACUUGUUCUCCCCACUGUAGAUGAGAGUUUCCCUCCACCACAUUUUUUGCACCAGUUUUUGCGCUAUUCCUUUUAAAUACAAGUCACAUUGAGAUUGACUUUAUAAUUUAAACCUAACCUAACCUGACCCAUCACCUUAUGUAUUACUGCCCCCCAGUUGCAAGAAAUGACAUCCCCAAAACACUAUACAACACCAAUGGCUCUUAGCCUCCCAUGCAUGCUUUAUGUCCCUAACACUAAAACUGAAACUAAAUAAUAUAAAAACAAAAUAUAAAUAUUUGUAUACAACUACAGUAUAACGAAAUAAAAACGAACAGAUCAUUAAAACUAAUAGAAAUAAAAACAAAAAACUAUAAUAACCUUGCUUCAAUAGCAAAGCUGUUUUUCUGGUGUACUGAUCAAUUCUCGAAAAUGUUGGGAAAUGUUAUGGAUUUGAUGCCCCAAUUCACUGCAUUGUUCCUUAGGUGCUUCGGGUCAGCAGCAAUCACUCUCGGCUGCCCAAGCGGACCCUGUUUGUCUGUCGGCACGGUGAACGAAUGGAUGUGGUGUUUGGGAAACACUGGCUUUCUCUGUGCUCUGAUUCCAAAGGUGAGCAGAGUCAGACCAAUGGUACUGGAGGUGCAAUCCUAAAAGCAAGUGUGCUUUCAAAGAAGUCAUAAGUUUUGAGUUGGAUGAAUCUGAUGUUUUGAUUGGAUAGAUAAAAGAGCAGUAUUGUUUGUAGGUUUUGAAACCAUAACAGCAGUGUGCUGGGGUGUGGUGUGCUAUUCUUCAGGUAGAUAUGUGCGCACUAACCUGAACAUGCCAGUCAGCCUGCCCAUGUGGAGUGGAGGACACCGAGAUUACGACAUGGACACCCCCAUCACUGUGUUUGGUUCCUCACAAGCACGAAUAGUGGGUAUGUGGUUGUCAACACCUAGUAGGAGGCUAUGUUAUCUGACCAAUUCCAUAUCUCAUGUUUCAUUACAGCGUGAUAACAAUCUAUUCCCCUGUCUGUCUGUCUGUCUGUGUUUUAGGUGAGGCGUUGAUGGAGAGCAACACAGUGAUCGACUUUGUGUACUGUUCGCCUUCUCUGCGCUGUGUCCAGACUGCUCAGAACAUCCUCAAAGGUAACCAGCAUGUAGCUACUUGCCACCACAAAUCCUACUUAGGAUAAAGAACCAUAUCCAUAAUCCUCUCUAACACCUGAUGAAGACUUUAAAGGGCAACAUGCAGUUGCAACAUCCAUUUUGGGGCUUAUAAAUGAAUUAUAUGUGAACAAUCUAAUUUAUAAAUGCUUAAUGAGCUUAGCAACUGUCGUAACCCCAUCAGAACCAAAAUAUAGUUUUUUUACUCCAAUGUUUGUAAACAAAGUAAAUGUAAACAUACACUGUAUAGCCUACAAACAUGGUUAAAACUAUCAUUUGAUAUCAUGGAUGGUCAGUUCUUGCAUCCAUAGCUCUGUCUAUGAAUUUGAAAAUGGUUACAUUUCUCCAGCCCCAUCCCGAAACAGUGGCAGAGAGGACGCUUUGUUAUUGUUUCAACUGUGGAUUUCCCCUUUAGUGGUUGAAAUGUUGUCAAUAACCAUAGUUGAGAGCAUAUAAUGUGUUCUGGUACUGUCCAGGGAGGCCAAAUGCUUGCUGGCUUCCGUUGCAUUCAAUGCUACGGGCGGCAACAAUAUCAUACUCUUUUUGACCUGACAGCAUCAGAUAGAUGGCCUACACAUACAGAGACAGAAGGGCGCUGUUUCACUCGCUCUGUGCUUUCUCUGGUGAGAUACAUUCAGCCUCUUGCGAAUUGAAGGAAAAUUAUGAAACACAGAGAGAUUAAAGAUUUUUCUUUAUUUCUUAGUAAAUGUUUAUAUACAGUACCAGUCAAAAGUUUGGACACACCUACUCAUUCAAGGGUUUUUCUUUAUUGUUACAUCAAAACUAUGAAAUAACACAUGGAAUUAUGUAGUAACCAAAUAAAGUGUUAAACAAAUCAAAAUAUAUUUUAUAUUCUUCAAAUAGCCACCCUUUGCCUUGAUGACAGCUUUGCGCACUCUUGGCAUUCUCUCAACCAGCUUCACCUGGAAUGCUUUUACAACAGUCUUGAAGGAGUUCCCACAUAUGUUGAGCACUUGUUGGCAGAUUUUUUUCCUUCACUCUGCGGUCCGACUCAUCCCAAACAAUCUCAAUUGGGUUGAGGUUGGGGGAUUGUGGAGGCCAGGUCAUCUGAUGCAGCACUCCAUCACUCUCCUUCUUGGUCAAAUAGCCCUUACACAGCCUGGAGGUGUGUUGGGUCAUUGUUCUGUUGAAAAACAAAUAAUAGUCCCACUAAGCCCAAACCAGAUGGGAUGGCGUAUCGCUGCAGAGUGCUAUGGUAGCCAUGCUGGUUAAGUGUGCCUUGAAUUCUAAAUAAAUCACAGACAGUGUCACCAGCAAAGCACCCCCACACCAUAACACCUCGUCCUCCAUGCUUUACGGUGGGAACUAUGCAUGCGGAGAUCAUACGUUCACCCACACCGCGUCUCACAAAGACACGGCGGCUGGAACCAAAAAUCUCAAAUUUGGACUCCAGACCAAAGGACACAUUUCCACCAGUCUAAUGUCCAUUGCUCGUGUUUCUUGGCCCAAGCAGGUCUCUUCUUAUUAUUGGUGUCCUUUAGUAGUGGUUUCUUUGCAGCAAUUCGACCAUGAAGGCCUGAUUCACACUGUCCCCUCUGAACAGUUGAUGUUGAGAUGUGUCUGUGACUUGAACUCUGUGAAGCAUUUAUUUGGGCUGCAAUUUCUGAGGCUGGUAACUCUAAUGAACUUAUCCUCUGCAGCAGAGGUAACUCUGGGUCUUCCAUUCCUGUGGUGUUCCUCAUGAGAGCCAGUUUCAUCAUAGCGCUUGAUGGUUUUUGCGACUGCACUUGAAGAAACUUUCAAAGUUCUUGAAAUGUUCCGUAUUGACUGACCUUCAUUUCUUAAAGUAAUGAUGGACUGUCGUUUCUCUUUGCUUAUUUGAGCUGUUCUUGCCAUAAUAUGGACUUGGUCUUUUACCAAAUAGGGCUAUCUUCUGUAUACCCCCCCCUACCUUGUCACAACACAACUGAUUGGCUCAAAUGCAUUAAGAAGGAAAGAAAUUCCACAAAUUAACUUUUAUGAAAGCACACAUGUUCAUUGAAAUGCAUUCCAGGUGACUACCUCAUGAAGCUGGUUAACAGAAUGCCAAGAGUGUGCAAAGCUGUCAUCAAGGCAAAGGGUGGCUAUUUGAAGAAUCUCAAAUAUAAAAUAUAUUUUGAUUUCUUUAACACUUUUUUGGGUUCCAUAUGUGUUAUUUCAUAGUUUUGAUGUCUUCACUAUUAUUCUACAAUGUAGAAAAUAGUAAAAAAAAUUAAGAAAAACCCUUGAAUGAGUAGGUGUCCAAACCUUUGCCUGGUACUGUAUAUAUAUUUUUGGGGGCAUCCAUGAAUACACGCCACUGCUGUCUCCAUAUUGCUUAUCUCAAUCCGAUCGUUUCAAUCCAAUCCUUUCAGAUCUACAUAAGUGCCUAUGGGAUUAGGGGACUAGGGGACUAGGGGUUGUUUUUGGACAGGGCUGGUGUGCAUAGCAGAGGCUGCAGUCUUCCUCUUUUGUUGAGGUGCCUCUCUGUCUCACCUUGCAGGUCUGCAGCAGGAUGGCAAGCUGAAGAUCAGAGUGGAGCCAGGCCUUUUCGAGUGGACCAAGUGGGUCUCUGGGAGCUCCCUUCCUGCCUGGAUCCCUCCCACAGACUUGGCAGCAUCCCACUUCACUGUUGACACAACAUACAGGUGAUACAGGCAAGACUGUUUCCUGGUUCACCUCCAUACUGAACUCUUACUGGCCAUUUACACUAUACAAGCGGCACUUGCCUAGCCACACCCUCAUGUGGGUGCUAACAAGCUAGCAAGCAAGCUAGGUAGUGCUACGUAUCAACAGCCAUUGUCAGCCAAUCCAGGAAGCUAUGGUGAGAUUCGAUUGGUCACUCGCGUCGCAAUAUCACGGAGGAGUUGAAUAAACAUUUUUUCACCCAACUUUAGUCCUGCCCUUUUCAGCUCCCACACCCAUGCUCGUAUCUCUCAACGGUCCCCCGCCCACUCCGCUUCUCUCACUUUCGUUCCAUUGAAAGUGAAUGGCUUCCGAUGUUUCACCGCUUGAUGCCGCUUCCAAGUGUAAACACAGAGUUAGCCCCAUCCCUUUAGCCUUGGGCCUAGGCACAAAAACAAAUAAUAUGGUCAACAUUCCAUUAAGCCUAUAAUUCCUUCUGACCGACGUACAGUACAUGAAGUGGUAAAGGUAGGGGCUAAGGGUUGUUGCUGGAUUGGGCCGGAGCCUUUUCAGCCAUGCCUCUGUCUCACAUGUUCUCACUGUUUAUUCCCACAGACCUCUCAUCCCGAUAAGCAAACUUAGCGUGUCGGAGUCCUAUGACACGUACAUGAGCCGGAGCUACCAAGUGACCAAAGACAUUCUGUCUGACUGCCAAAACAUGGGUAAUUAUGAUGCAGGGUUCAAUCACUGCUGUGGCUUUGGAUGGGAUGUGUAUUAAAAAAACAGUCCUGGGUUCAGUAAGUACUUAUCUUUCAAAUCCUUUAACUGUGCUUGAUUGAGCUUGCCUGGCGCAAUGGAAUCAACGGAGUUGUCCCAAAAGUACACACGCUGCUCAUUUCCCACUCCACUCUAGACAGGCUCAAUCAAAGCUCAGGGUAUUUGAAAGAAAACCAAUACUUUUUGAACCCAGAUGUGAUACAGAAACAUCUUGUGUGGGAUGGACAAUGGGAUUAAUCUGGUCCAUGUUGUUCUACCCUUCCCUCAUCUCCUCAUCUCCCACUCUGUAGGAAACAACAUACUGAUUGUGGCCCACGCUUCCUCCCUGGAGGCCUGCACACGACAGCUCCAGGGCCGCAGCCCCCAGACUUCCAAGGACUUCAUCCAAGUAGUCAGGAAGGUCAGCUGGAGUUUAUUUUACUCGCUCAGUUUGAUAUUUUCUUUUGAUCUCAUUGUGUCUUCCCCCUCACUCUUACUUUCACUCUAUGUGUGUUUCUGUCUGUCUCUCUCUCUUUCUCCCCCGCUGCCUUUCCACCCCACUCCUUAACUUUCAUACUGCCUUUGUUGCGGCUGACGAUAGCCUCUUUCCCUCCUGUAGAUCCCCUACCUGGGUUUCUGUUCCUGCGAGGAGCAGGGCGACACAGGGGUCUGGCAGCUGGUGGACCCGCCCAUCCUGCCCCUCACACACGGACCCAACCACAGCUUCAACUGGAGGGAGACCCUCCUCCAGGAAUGACAUCCGCUUCCCUGGAGAGCAGACUUGCUCAUUCCCAUCCCGAGGCUUUAGUUUCUGGUCAAACAGCACUGAGAGACUCUGCCAGAGUCAAUGGGUGGUUGGAUGUACUGUACUGUACACAUUGUAAUUUGACAGUAUUGUUGACAUUUCUAAUUUGACAGUAUUGUUGUUAGUGAGAGCAGAGAGAGAAUAGAGUGAAGUUGGAGAGGGCAGGGCUAAGUCUCAGGGCCUGGUUGAUUGUGGAGGCUAGCACUCAGCUGGCUUCAGCAAGCACAUGGACCAUUACAUAUUACACCACUGCGAGUCAACUGCGUGCCAGAAGGGAGUCACAAGGUUGAGAACAUUGACCUAAAAAAUCUAACAGAAUAGUUUGUGUUUGGAAAAGCAACUGCAUUCCUUGUCCCGCUUGCAGAUUAACUGUUGACGAGGGCAAACGUUAUCCUCAAAAGCCCUUGACUGUAGCCGCAAGUCAUCUCUCAGAUGUUUCCCAGUGUGGAAUCUGUGUUUCUGUGUGUAUAAAGUUGAACUCAUUGGGGGGAAAAAAACAUACUCAACUUAAUCCAUGCUCUCUUGAAUACUGUAAGUACAACGACUUAUUCAUCCACUUAAAACUGAUUGCAAUGUGGUCAGUAUGAUGUAUUUUAUGACUUUAUGGUCAUGUUGUAUGCUGGUUGUAUAAAAACGUUUUGUUAACGUAAGUAACCAGAAAAAUACGUAUUUGCCUGGUUGUAAUAGGUUAUGUGACAAGAUAACAACCAACAUAUGAUGUAUUUACUAUGACAUCUUGAUCUCGUCAUAAAAAAUACAUCUUUAUGUGGUUGUAACCAAGACUAGUUGGAAAUCUGGUUUUAUGACUUCUUCACAACCAGAAAACCAGUUUACAACCAGAAAAUGACAUCAUUAAGACAGCAUGUGCCAAAUGUUUUCCACUGGGUGGCUUGUCACCCGGUUUGUUUGAAACAGUCUCGAUGGCACAAAAUGCACUAUUGACAAUCACAGGUGAGUCUUGGUGAGGAUGGUCUAAUAACCAGUAGUUAGGAACGUAUGUGUUUAUUUUACAUAAUGUAAGGUCUUAUGGCAGAAUAGUUGUCGACCACUGCACUAGAAAAUAUAUUUCAGUCUUCCAGUUGUGACCAUUUAUAUUUUAUUCAGAUACUUAACAAUUGAAGAGCUUUUCUUUCAAAUAUCAUAUAAAAAAAGACCUGUCCCAUGGUAGGAAAAUACAUGUUUUUCUCAGGUGCAGAUUUCAUUGUGACUUUAUACAGUAUGUGCAUUUCAUUUGGUCAUGAAAAUUGUUGUGAUUGCCUCUUAAGAUUGAACCUGAUUUCUCUUGAUGUCUCAGUGGUGAAAUCAGAGAGAUGUUAUCUGUUUAAUGAGUCAACUUGAAUGCUUUUGUUUAGCCUCAUCUAAAUCUAUCUGAUCUAAUCUUUCUGCAAAUCAUUAUUAUUGAGGAGGCUCUAAAACAAUGCUCUGGUGCUGUUCUUCCAUUGAUACAUGCAAGUACAAUACUUACAAGUGCAAUACUUGCAAGUACAAUUACAAAUGUGUGAUGAAGGUGUCAGUGAGGAGCAAAGCAGGCCUACAUCAGAGGUUAGCCACAUGCACUGUUGAGGAAACCCUGGAAACCUGACAACCGAGGAGGAAGCCGUCUGUGUCAAAUUGUGUUAAUUUAUUUUCUCAAAUAUUAUAUUUCCAAAUGUAUAUAAACGUUAAUUUAAGUAAUUUAAGUUUUUCAUCAAAAUGCUAUUCUUUAGGAGGACUAGUGGGCUAAGAUGUGCAAAAGAUUGAAAUGAAAACAAACUGAUUGAAGGUGGAGAUGAUACAGUAUUCAUAGUGACUUGCCACUUCCCUGUAUAUUCAGAUAUGAGCAUCUCUGAGGUGGGUUCUUUAUUUUGUUUAAAAAAUUGUCCCCAAAAAAUGCCCCCUAUAUGAUACUGACAGUAUCACUGUUUCAGAUAUGUAUAAGUUACAUAUCAAAUAAAAAAAUCAGG
Coregonus sp. 'balchen' is the source of this 14625-nucleotide messenger RNA. NCBI's taxonomy places the organism in Eukaryota, Metazoa, Chordata, Actinopteri, Salmoniformes, Salmonidae. The record is from the annotation of a GenBank genome assembly.